AUGGGAUCUGUGGAGAUUCUUCCCCUCCUCCCAUCUACCGAGGAGAAUCGUUCGCAAAACGUCGGGCCCCCGUUACAUGGCAAGAGCGAGCACCCAUCUCUCAUUUCCAAGACACGGGACGAUACGAGCACCUAUACCGAGCCAUCUAAGAUUGACAGUCGCAAGCCGGUGGUUGUUACGAAACCGGACGGGCGGCCCCACGACGCAACCGCACCGAUACGAGGUACGCGUAAGAGCGAUCUCGACGUGACGAUUGCUACAGAGCGGGCGACCAGCAGACAAGGGCAAGCAGCAGACAUGGCGUCGGACGACGAUUACAUGGCGUUCCUGAACAAGGCCAACAAGGACGCGGACGAGGCGCACGCCAGGGCGUCGGAGACGGCGCGCGGCGGCGGCGGCACGCGGGCGCAGCUCAAGACGUUGGACGCGGGGCAGACGGCGCCCCAGGGCAUCGUCAGCGUAUGCAAGGAGGCCGUGUACACAAGCGACGCGGACGAGCCGUUUGUGCCCGUCUCGCUCAAGUAUGCGGGGGCGGGCAGUCUUCCUGAUGAGGACGAGGCUGCGGCGGAGGAAUUCGCAAAGCUCAUUCAUCACUGGGACGUGGCCCAGGCUGAGAUUACCAUCAUGGACCCGCUGGACUGGGACGCGGAUGGCAAGUACACGGCGGUGCUGGAGGCGGUGCGGGACGCGAGCAAGGGCAACGACGUGCGGGUGUACCGGGUGGUCCGGGACAAGACACGGGUGGAAUACUGGGUGGUGACGAGGGAGAGCGAGCGGAUCGUGGGCGCCAAGGCGCUGGCCAUUGAGUCGUGA
Cordyceps militaris CM01 is the source of this 813-nucleotide messenger RNA. RefSeq lists its product as uncharacterized. The record is from RefSeq and is a predicted model, not a curated record. Bases 1 to 813 code for a protein of 270 amino acids. The transcript has 4 exons. Lineage: Eukaryota; Fungi; Ascomycota; Sordariomycetes; Hypocreales; Cordycipitaceae.